CAAAUUCUCUAUCACAAGAUUGGUAGUGAUCCAAAGAGUGACAUCGUUAUCGUGAAAGCAGAUACAAAAGAGGUCACAAAUCUUUGGUACGCAGAAUUCACCACUGGUUAUAAAUACUUGAUGCUUUAUGGAUUCACCGAUGUUGAUCAUUCUCGCGUGUAUGCUGCACCUCUUGAUCAACCAAUCUCGGCAAAUAUGAAAUGGAUUUCUUUGCAGCCGCAGUAUGGUCCUCCGUUGCAGUACGUGUACAAUAUUGACUCUGAUUUUUAUCUGGUCACCAAACGUGAUGGAGCUGAGAAUCACAAGAUCGUUCGUGCAAAGAUUGAUACAAGUAAAGCACGCAGCGUGAAAGACUUGAGCGAAUUGACCGAAACAAUCAAAACGCAGGACAUCAUUCCCGAGAACAAGAACGGAAACAUAGAAAAUUGGUCCGUGAUCGAUAAGACAAAGAUCGUUUUGAUUUAUUUGGAGAAUGCAAAAUACAAUUUCUACUUACAUGACCUUACAACCGGAAAACGUAUCCAACAACUAUUAACGGACUUCAUCGGAGCGUUUUAUCGUGCAUCAUAUUCGUACGGCAGCAAACAGUCAUUCGUAGAAUUGAGUGCUUUCACCUUGGGCUCUGGUGUUUAUCGUAUUCGCUCAGACAACGGCAAAGUUUCUGUAGACCCUUUCUUGAUCGGCAAUCCAAAAGGAAUCGAUAUGUCCGAAUUCAAGAUCGAACAACAUUUUGCAACAUCCAAAGAUGGAACCAAAGUACCUUUUGAUAUCUUUUAUUCGAAGAAGCAUCCUUUAGAUGGAACCAAUCCAGCUUGGCUUUUGGGUUAUGGCUCGUUUGGACAAAAGACGAUUCCAUAUUAUGAUGCGUUCAUGUUACCAUGGGUAAGAGAUCACGGUGGUGCUUGUGUAUACAUGCAAAUUCGAGGUGGGGGCGAACUAGGUGAUAGAUGGCAUGAAGCGGGAAUGUUGAGUCAGAGACAACAUUCUUUCGAUGACUAUCAAGCAGUUGCAGAAUAUCUAGUAAAGAAUAAAAUGGCAGCUCGCGGACACAUUAUUGGCGAAGGAUCAGAAGCAGGAGGCACGGUUGCAAUGGUGAUGGGAAAUCAAGCUCCUCAAGGACUCUUUGGUGUUCUUCUUCCCAAUGUUGCACUUUUAGACAUGUUACGGUUCGACAAGUAUCCUUAUCCGGAUCAGUAUAUUGCCGAAUGGGGAUCUCCACAAAAGCCAACUUAUUUCGAUGUCUUGCGUGCCUACAGUCCCUUGCACAAUGUUGACGUCAAAAAGACUUAUCCUGCCAUCUUGCUUACUCAGAGACUGAAUGAUGAUUCCACCACGCCUGCUCAUUCGUUCAAAAUGAUCGCAGAAUUGCAGCAUAGCCUUCCAAAGAACGCAAAUCCGUUAUUGAUG
Meira miltonrushii is the source of this 1407-nucleotide messenger RNA. RefSeq names its product alpha/beta-hydrolase. The record is from RefSeq and is a predicted model, not a curated record. The annotation marks the transcript as partial. Gene Ontology annotation, biological process: proteolysis. Lineage: Eukaryota; Fungi; Basidiomycota; Exobasidiomycetes; Exobasidiales; Brachybasidiaceae. The transcript has a single exon. Gene Ontology annotation, cellular component: cytosol. Gene Ontology annotation, molecular function: serine-type endopeptidase activity; oligopeptidase activity.